AGCGGCGUUCGCACAACUUUCUGGCCCGCGCCUCCGCGAGCGCGCCUCUACUGCUCUCGCUGUGUCUACUCCCGUGCCCUUGCCGCCCCUUCUCCUUCUCUGCUGCUAGGUGGCCAGGAAGGAAGAAGCAAUUCAGGUGUCUCAACUUUUCCAGUGCCUGCGCUCCAGCCUGCUGCCUCUCAGUCAGGAUGGCUAAAGGUGACCCCAAGAAACCAAAGGGCAAGAUGUCUGCUUAUGCCUUCUUCGUGCAGACAUGCAGGGAAGAACAUAAGAAGAAAAACCCAGAGGUCCCAGUCAAUUUUGCAGAGUUUUCCAAGAAGUGCUCUGAGAGGUGGAAGACAAUGUCCGGCAAAGAGAAAUCCAAGUUUGAUGAAAUGGCAAAGGCGGAUAAAGUACGCUAUGAUCGGGAAAUGAAAGAUUAUGGACCAGCUAAAGGAGGCAAGAAGAAGAAGGACCCCAAUGCCCCCAAAAGACCACCGUCUGGAUUUUUCUUAUUCUGCUCUGAAUUCCGCCCCAAGAUCAAAUCUACAAAUCCUGGCAUCUCCAUUGGAGAUGUGGCAAAAAAGCUUGGUGAGAUGUGGAAUAACCUAAGUGACAGUGAAAAGCAGCCUUACAUUACCAAGGCUGCAAAACUGAAGGAGAAAUAUGAGAAGGAUGUUGCUGACUAUAAGUCUAAAGGGAAAUUCGAUGGCACCAAGGGUCCUGCUAAAGUUGCCCGGAAAAAGGUGGAAGAGGAAGAGGAGGAGGAGGAGGAGGAAGAAGAGGAAGAGGAGGAGGAGGAAGAUGAAUAAAAACUCUUGUCUCCUUGUGAAUACCUUAGAGUAGGAGAGCGCUGUGAUUGACACAUCUCUUAUUUGAGCUGUGUCUAUUGCCCUUGUUAGGUUUAAUUACAAGAUUUGAUCACGAUCAUAUUGUAGUUUCUCAAAGUGUCAGUGGUUUACAUGAAGUGGCCGUGGGUGUCCGGAGCGCCCUGAAACUGUAUCAAAGUUGUACAUAGCUCCAAACAUUUUUAAAAUGAAAAGGCACUCUCGUGUUCUCCUCACUCUGUGCACUUUGCUGUUGGUGUGACAAGGCAUUUGAAGAUGUUUCUGGCAUUUUGUUUUCAACUCGUAAGGUAGUGUUAACUAUAUGGUUGGUUAUUGGCUAGAAACCCUGAGUUGUCAGGUGUACAUAUCUAUAGUUUGUAAAGAAAACAAAACAACCCAGACAGAUACCUGAUGCUCCUUGUUUGGCGUGAAGGCUGUGAGGGGAAGAUGCCUUUUGGAGGGGGCCGUAGCUCAGGGCGUGCACUGUGAGGCUGGACCUGUUGAUACUGCGGUGGGCAUCCAUUUAGCUUCAGGUUGUCUUGUUUUUGUAUAUAGUGGCAUAGCAUUCUGCUGACAUUCUUAGUUGUGGAAAAGGGGGGAGGGGUCAGCUGGCAUGAGAAGUGUUUGGAUUUUUUUCUUUAGUUAAGUGCUGUAGAUUUUAAACUCUUUUUAAACAAACUGUAGAACUCAUCAUUGUCAGCAAAGCAAGGAACUACUGCAUCAAUGAAAGUUCAAGAACCCUCUGUACCUAAAUGCAAUUUGCAACAUUCUGUUAUUUUUUGUAUGUUUAGAAUGCUGAAAUGUUUUUGAAGUUAAAUAAACAGUAUUACAUUUUUAAAACUG
This is a messenger RNA of Peromyscus eremicus (cactus mouse), 1649 nucleotides long. RefSeq names its product high mobility group box 3 (gene Hmgb3). The transcript has 5 exons. The record is from RefSeq and is a predicted model, not a curated record. Gene Ontology annotation, molecular function: DNA binding, bending. Gene Ontology annotation, cellular component: nucleus. Gene Ontology annotation, biological process: regulation of transcription by RNA polymerase II. Bases 189 to 791 code for a protein of 200 amino acids. NCBI's taxonomy places the organism in Eukaryota, Metazoa, Chordata, Mammalia, Rodentia, Cricetidae.